ACAAGACUAAGAAGAAAACGGAGGCGGAGGCGGCGAAUAAGAAAAAGAAGAAGAAGAAGAAGGAAAUCAUCAUGUCUUCCUUCUACGUCCCCACGGGUCAACAGCGAUCCCUCCGUGCCUGCAUGGUCUGCUCAAUCGUCCAGGUGCACAGUAAAUUCAUGCGUGAAGGCUGCCCAAACUGCGACCACAUCCUCGGCUUAGCCGGUAACGGCGAAAAGAUCCAACAAUGCACAUCCCAGGUGUUCGAGGGCCUGAUAACACUAGCGGACCAGCAGGCGUCGUGGGUGGCGCGCUGGCAGAGGUUGGAAGGGUAUGUGCCUGGCACGUAUGCGGUUAAGGUGACGGGAACGUUGCCGCCAGGUGUCCUAGGUGAUCUGGAAGACUCGGGGAUUCGAUAUAUUCCGAGAGACGGAAGCUCGGUUGACGAGGAAGGUUGAGAAGCCUGUUUUGUUUUGUAUUUUGCUUUUUCCCGUGCAGGGGGUUGGAUAUUUGGGUGAGACAGGAUAGAAUUUUUUUUUUUUUUUUUUUUUUAAAGCGAUGGCUUUUGCAAUUGGAGUUUGCGGUUCUAGGGGGAUAUAUAUCCUGUGUUGCUUUUAUCGCGAUUGCUUU
This is a messenger RNA of Histoplasma capsulatum G186AR, 609 nucleotides long. RefSeq names its product transcription elongation factor spt4. Gene Ontology annotation, biological process: mRNA processing; chromatin organization; regulation of transcription elongation by RNA polymerase II. Gene Ontology annotation, cellular component: DSIF complex; nucleus. The record is from RefSeq and is a predicted model, not a curated record. The transcript has 4 exons. Gene Ontology annotation, molecular function: zinc ion binding; RNA polymerase II complex binding. NCBI's taxonomy places the organism in Eukaryota, Fungi, Ascomycota, Eurotiomycetes, Onygenales, Ajellomycetaceae. The coding region runs from base 72 to 437 and encodes 121 amino acids.